AUGCGUCGCGGGAACAACGGACAUCCGCGUUUGAGACGUCCCGAAGAAAGGUCGCGCUGUGGGGGAACGGGGAUCACGGACGGCUGGGGCUGGGGAGCAAAGCGGGGGAGAGCAGCAGGGAGAACGGGAAAGGCGGAGGGUGGUGGGGAUGGGGGAGAGUUGGGAGGGAAAAUGGCGGAGCGGAAGCGGAUAGCAAUGAGGAUGGUGUACAGCACAGGUCUCAACGACCAAGGGCAGCUGGGGCUGGGUGACUCAAACUCUCCACCGUACGUCUCUUCGCCCAAAGAGGUGGUCGGCUUCGAUCGGCCUGUAGUGGCCAUUGCAGCUGCUGCCUUCCACUCAGCAGCCAUAGAUGAGGCCGGCCAAAUGUAUUUGUGGGGCGGCAAUGCCGCCCGCCAGCUUGGACUCGGCUCACGCGCCCCAUCCAAGGUGCAUUCGCCGCGUGUGCCUGAGGCGCUGGUGGGAGUGCGCAUUCAACACAUGGCCCUGGGGGGACAGCACACCCUCGCUGUUACAGCCGACGGGCAGCUGCUGUCAUGGGGAAAGGGCCUGCUGGGCCACGGUCCCCUGCCGCUCUUCUCCCGCCUCUCCAGGAAAUCCAGUGAGUCCAUCCCUCGGCUCGUUAAGGCCAUGGCAAGCACCAAGGUCGUUCAUGUAGCAGCAGGCUUGAUGCACUCGGCAUGUGUUGACGACAGCGGCCGCCUCUUCAUGUUUGGAGGCAACAGAUUCUCUCAGCUGGGGCUGGGGGAUGAGAAGGAUCGGGAGGAACCAGUGGAGCUGACAUCUCUGCAGCAUGCUGUAACGGAUGUGGCAUGUGGUGGUUACCACACUGCUGCUGUCACAGGCGCGGGUCACCUAUUCACAUGGGGAGCGAACGAGUAUGGCUGCCUUGGCCACGGCCCUCGCCAUGCACCCUCAUCAGCAGUCCCAGUGAGGGUGGCAGGCAGUUUGGCAGGGAAGCAGGUGCUUCAGGUGUCAUGUGGAUGGAAGCACACUGCUGCUAUUGCUAGUGGUGCUGAUGAGGGUGAAGGGCAAUCAUUGCGGGCGGCAACGGUCGGCAAGCUGUACACAUGGGGUUGGGGCGGUUCCCAAGGAUCGCAUGCAGUGGAAUCAAGGUCCACAGGAGGCCAAUUGUUCUCCCGCGGAUCCAAGGACCGCGCGCAGACCACCCCCGCGUUCGAAUCCUUUAAGAACAACUACCUGCUCGUGUACUGCCUCAUGAUGGCGGGCGAUUGGCUGCAGGGGCCGUACGUGUACGCGCUGUACCAGCACUACGGGUACGACAAGGGCGACAUCGGCCGCCUCUUCAUCGCUGGAUUCGGGUCCUCCAUGGUCUUUGGCACCAUCGUGGGGUCGCUGGCAGACCGCCAUGGGCGUCGCCUGGCCUGCGUGCUCUACUGCAUUACAUACAUCCUGAGCUGUCUCACCAAGCACUUCCCGGCCUUCUCCAUCCUCGUGCUGGGUCGUGUGCUGGGCGGCAUAGCCACCUCGCUGCUCUUCUCCUCCUUUGAGUCCUGGCUCGUCGCUGAGCACUUUGCUCGGGGUUUUGAGCCGCCCUGGUUGUCGAUCACAUUCUCCAAAGCCAUCUUCCUGGGAAAUGGGCUCGUGGCGAUACUUUCAGGCCUGGUGGCCAACGUGCUGGUAACAGACCUCAACCUUGGCCCAGUAGCGCCCUUUGAUGCCGCAUCAGUGCUACUAGCAGGGGGAAUGGCGGUGAUAGUGGGCACGUGGAGUGAGAACUACGGGGACUCUGACCAGUCGCACGGGCUGCUGCUGCAGUUCCAACUCGCCUACCAUGCCAUCGCCUCAGAUGAGAAGAUUGCCAUUCUAGGAGCCAUCCAGUCGCUCUUCGAGGCCAGCAUGUACACGUUCGUGUUCCUCUGGACGCCAGCGCUCGCCCCUUCACAGCAGGCCAUACCGCACGGCUUCAUCUUCUCGCUCUUCAUGCUCGCAUCCAUGCUCGGCUCCUCCCUGGCCUCCCGCCUCAUGGGCCGUGCGGGGCUGAAGGUCGAGGUCUACAUGCAGGCUGUCUUCGCCAUCUCCUCGCUCUCGCUGCUCCUUCCGUGCAUCGUCAAUCUCCCUCAUGCCAUCGUCUUCACAUUCUCUCCCUCCAUCUCCCCUUCCCGUUCCCGCCCAGUGGUUCUUGGAGCCCCACCUCAUUCAUCCGAAGGUCUGCAGUGUGUGCAUGCGAGCACAGUGCCUGCCAGAGGAGUCCCCUCCACCAUCAUGAACAUCUUCCGCGUCCCGCUCAACGUGUUCGUCUGCCUUGUGCUCUACCACCAUUCUCCUUGUUACUCCCCUUCCACCGUGUCUCCUUGUUACUCCCCUUCCACCGUGUCUCCUUGUUACUCCCCUUCCACCGUGUCUCCUUGUUACUCCCCUUCCACCGUGUCUCCUUGUUACUCCCCUUCCACCGUGUCUCCUUGUUACUCCCCUUCCACCGUGUCUCCUUGUUACUCCCCUUCCACCGUGUCUCCUUGUUACUCCCCUUCCACCGUGUCUCCUUGUUACUCCCCUUCCACCGUGUCUCCUUGUUACUCCCCUUCCACCGUGUCUCCUUGUUACUCCCCUUCCACCGUGUCUCCUUGUUACUCCCCUUCCACCGUGUCUCCUUGUUACUCCCCUUCCACCGUGUCUCCUUGUUACUCCCCUUCCACCGUGUCUCCUUGUUACUCCCCUUCCACCGUGUCUCCUUGUUACUCCCCUUCCACCGUGUCUCCUUGUUACUCCCCUUCCACCGUGUCUCCUUGUUACUCCCCUUCCACCGUGUCUCCUUGUUACUCCCCUUCCACCGUGUCUCCUUGUUACUCCCCUUCCACCGUGUCUCCUUGUUACUCCCCUUCCACCGUGUCUCCUUGUUACUCCCCUUCCACCGUGUCUCCUUGUUACUCCCCUUCCACCGUGUCUCCUUGUUACUCCCCUUCCACCGUGUCUCCUUGUUACUCCCCUUCCACCGUGUCUCCUUGUUACUCCCCUUCCACCGUGUCUCCUUGUUACUCCCCUUCCACCGUGUCUCCUUGUUACUCCCCUUCCACCGUGUCUCCUUGUUACUCCCCUUCCACCGUGUCUCCUUGUUACUCCCCUUCCACCGUGUCUCCUUGUUACUCCCCUUCCACCGUGUCUCCUUGUUACUCCCCUUCCACCGUGUCUCCUUGUUACUCCCCUUCCACCGUGUCUCCUUGUUACUCCCCUUCCACCGUGUCUCCUUGUUACUCCCCUUCCACCGUGUCUCCUUGUUACUCCCCUUCCACCGUGUCUCCUUGUUACUCCCCUUCCACCGUGUCUCCUUGUUACUCCCCUUCCACCGUGUCUCCUUGUUACUCCCCUUCCACCGUGUCUCCUUGUUACUCCCCUUCCACCGUGUCUCCUUGUUACUCCCCUUCCACCGUGUCUCCUUGUUACUCCCCUUCCACCGUGUCUCCUUGUUACUCCCCUUCCACCGUGUCUCCUUGUUACUCCCCUUCCACCGUGUCUCCUUGUUACUCCCCUUCCACCGUGUCUCCUUGUUACUCCCCUUCCACCGUGUCUCCUUGUUACUCCCCUUCCACCGUGUCUCCUUGUUACUCCCCUUCCACCGUGUCUCCUUGUUACUCCCCUUCCACCGUGUCUCCUUGUUACUCCCCUUCCACCGUGUCUCCUUGUUACUCCCCUUCCACCGUGUCUCCUUGUUACUCCCCUUCCACCGUGUCUCCUUGUUACUCCCCUUCCACCGUGUCUCCUUGUUACUCCCCUUCCACCGUGUCUCCUUGUUACUCCCCUUCCACCGUGUCUCCUUGUUACUCCCCUUCCACCGUGUCUCCUUGUUACUCCCCUUCCACCGUGUCUCCUUGUUACUCCCCUUCCACCGUGUCUCCUUGUUACUCCCCUUCCACCGUGUCUCCUUGUUACUCCCCUUCCACCGUGUCUCCUUGUUACUCCCCUUCCACCGUGUCUCCUUGUUACUCCCCUUCCACCGUGUCUCCUUGUUACUCCCCUUCCACCGUGUCUCCUUGUUACUCCCCUUCCACCGUGUCUCCUUGUUACUCCCCUUCCACCGUGUCUCCUUGUUACUCCCCUUCCACCGUGUCUCCUUGUUACUCCCCUUCCACCGUGUCUCCUUGUUACUCCCCUUCCACCGUGUCUCCUUGUUACUCCCCUUCCACCGUGUCUCCUUGUUACUCCCCUUCCACCGUGUCUCCUUGUUACUCCCCUUCCACCGUGUCUCCUUGUUACUCCCCUUCCACCGUGUCUCCUUGUUACUCCCCUUCCACCGUGUCUCCUUGUUACUCCCCUUCCACCGUGUCUCCUUGUUACUCCCCUUCCACCGUGUCUCCUUGUUACUCCCCUUCCACCGUGUCUCCUUGUUACUCCCCUUCCACCGUGUCUCCUUGUUACUCCCCUUCCACCGUGUCUCCUUGUUACUCCCCUUCCACCGUGUCUCCUUGUUACUCCCCUUCCACCGUGUCUCCUUGUUACUCCCCUUCCACCGUGUCUCCUUGUUACUCCCCUUCCACCGUGUCUCCUUGUUACUCCCCUUCCACCGUGUCUCCUUGUUACUCCCCUUCCACCGUGUCUCCUUGUUACUCCCCUUCCACCGUGUCUCCUUGUUACUCCCCUUCCACCGUGUCUCCUUGUUACUCCCCUUCCACCGUGUCUCCUUGUUACUCCCCUUCCACCGUGUCUCCUUGUUACUCCCCUUCCACCGUGUCUCCUUGUUACUCCCCUUCCACCGUGUCUCCUUGUUACUCCCCUUCCACCGUGUCUCCUUGUUACUCCCCUUCCACCGUGUCUCCUUGUUACUCCCCUUCCACCGUGUCUCCUUGUUACUCCCCUUCCACCGUGUCUCCUUGUUACUCCCCUUCCACCGUGUCUCCUUGUUACUCCCCUUCCACCGUGUCUCCUUGUUACUCCCCUUCCACCGUGUCUCCUUGUUACUCCCCUUCCACCGUGUCUCCUUGUUACUCCCCUUCCACCGUGUCUCCUUGUUACUCCCCUUCCACCGUGUCUCCUUGUUACUCCCCUUCCACCGUGUCUCCUUGUUACUCCCCUUCCACCGUGUCUCCUUGUUACUCCCCUUCCACCGUGUCUCCUUGUUACUCCCCUUCCACCGUGUCUCCUUGUUACUCCCCUUCCACCGUGUCUCCUUGUUACUCCCCUUCCACCGUGUCUCCUUGUUACUCCCCUUCCACCGUGUCUCCUUGUUACUCCCCUUCCACCGUGUCUCCUUGUUACUCCCCUUCCACCGUGUCUCCUUGUUACUCCCCUUCCACCGUGUCUCCUUGUUACUCCCCUUCCACCGUGUCUCCUUGUUACUCCCCUUCCACCGUGUCUCCUUGUUACUCCCCUUCCACCGUGUCUCCUUGUUACUCCCCUUCCACCGUGUCUCCUUGUUACUCCCCUUCCACCGUGUCUCCUUGUUACUCCCCUUCCACCGUGUCUCCUUGUUACUCCCCUUCCACCGUGUCUCCUUGUUACUCCCCUUCCACCGUGUCUCCUUGUUACUCCCCUUCCACCGUGUCUCCUUGUUACUCCCCUUCCACCGUGUCUCCUUGUUACUCCCCUUCCACCGUGUCUCCUUGUUACUCCCCUUCCACCGUGUCUCCUUGUUACUCCCCUUCCACCGUGUCUCCUUGUUACUCCCCUUCCACCGUGUCUCCUUGUUACUCCCCUUCCACCGUGUCUCCUUGUUACUCCCCUUCCACCGUGUCUCCUUGUUACUCCCCUUCCACCGUGUCUCCUUGUUACUCCCCUUCCACCGUGUCUCCUUGUUACUCCCCUUCCACCGUGUUUCCUGCACUCCCCUCAAUGUCGCCCAACUCUAUCUAA
Closterium sp. Naga37s-1 is the source of this 5805-nucleotide messenger RNA. The record is from the annotation of a GenBank genome assembly. NCBI's taxonomy places the organism in Eukaryota, Viridiplantae, Streptophyta, Zygnematophyceae, Desmidiales, Closteriaceae.